Messenger RNA from Dermacentor silvarum, 6381 nucleotides. RefSeq names its product branched-chain-amino-acid aminotransferase, cytosolic (gene Bcat). The record is from RefSeq and is a predicted model, not a curated record. NCBI's taxonomy places the organism in Eukaryota, Metazoa, Arthropoda, Arachnida, Ixodida, Ixodidae. Gene Ontology annotation, molecular function: branched-chain-amino-acid:2-oxoglutarate transaminase activity. The transcript is spliced from 11 exons. Gene Ontology annotation, cellular component: mitochondrion. The coding region runs from base 394 to 1584 and encodes 396 amino acids. Gene Ontology annotation, biological process: L-leucine biosynthetic process; L-valine biosynthetic process.
GCGAAGAAGCGCAUUUCCGCGAAGCGAGUCGUGGCGUAGGUCGUAGCCGAAUAAUCCGCAGCCUAUAUUGAAAAUACCGGUAUCAAAGGUAUCUCUCGAUUCGGAGCCUUUGCCACGCUGCGAUCAGCGUAUAUCACGUUUUCAAAGUGCUGCUGGCUUUCACACAAGGCGGCUUACCGUUCACAAAACGCGGAAGGCGACUCUAGCGCCGCCCGCGAGUUUCGCGCAGAAACUAUCGCGUGGUCUUUCUUUCUUUUUUUUCCCCUUGCUCUCCUGUGUCUCCGACGGCCUCUCUGGUUCUCCCGGCCUCGGCAAUCUCGUGUUGCGCUGGCGUGUGUGUAAAAGCUCUGUGAUCCCGCCGCGUCGACCUGCUGCAAGUAGCACCGCUGGAAGAUGCUUGCCCGGUCUCUUCGAAUCGUCAGAAACAACGUGCGGUACUCUUGGAGCGCUGCCGACCAGCCUAAGAAAGAUGCCGAGAAAGCCAGGUCUACAUUUAUGUUCAGUGAGCUUGAAGUGGAGCUCCUGCCAGCUGCCAACAGGAAACCAAAGCCUGACCCCUCAAAGCUGUUGUUCGGCCACGACAUGAGUGACCACAUGUUCUUGGUGAGGUGGACCAGUGCUGAAGGUUGGGGCAAGCCAAAAAUAUCAGCUCUGCGCAGUCUGGAGCUUCAUCCUGCAGCCAAGGUUCUUCAUUACGCUCAAGAGCUCUUCGAAGGCUUGAAAGCAUUCCGUGGCCAUGACGACAAGGUUCGGCUGUUCAGGCCAGACAUGAAUGUGCGACGACUUCUAAACUCGGCUGCGAGACUCGACCUUCCCAAAUUCGAUGGGGACGAGUUCUUGAAAUGUCUUAAGAGCCUUGUGUCUGUUGAAAAAGAGUGGGUUCCCAAGUACCCCAUGAGUUCCCUCUACAUCCGGCCAACACUGAUCGGCGUUGAGCCCACACUGGGAGUGGCACGAUCCAACGAAGCUCUUUUGUUCAUCAUCUUGAGCCCCGUUGGUCCCUACUUCCGCACGGGCAUCAAGCCGGUGUCCCUGCUCGCGGACCCCAAGUAUGUCAGAGCUUGGCCUGGAGGCACUGGUGACAAGAAGCUUGGCUGCAACUAUGCACCAACGCUCAUGGUUCAGGACGAAGCUGAGAAACUGGGUCUUCAACAAGUCCUCUGGCUUUUCGGAGAGGAUGAACAGGUCACUGAAGUGGGUGCCAUGAACGUCAUGGUGCUUCUCAAGAACAGGGAUGGAGGCACUGAGCUGGUGACACCGCCGCUGUCUGGAAUCAUUCUGCCUGGUGUCACACGCCAGAGUGUUCUUGACCUCACAAGAGAAUGGAAUGAAUUCAAGGUCUCUGAGCGUAAAAUUACCAUGGGAGAAAUAAGGGAGGCCCUUAAAGAAAACAGGUUGCUGGAGAUGUUUGGCUGCGGAACAGCCUGCGUCAUCUGCCCAAUAGAGCGGCUGUACCACAGAGGCGAGAACCUGCACAUUCCCACCAUGGAGCAGAGCAGUCCGCUGGCCAACCGGGUGCUGAAGGCCAUCACAGACAUUCAGUAUGGAGUCGUGCCACACAGCUGGGCCGUAGAAGUUGAGUGAUCUAGGACAUCGAAUUCAACAGUGCGAACCAUGGUUACAUACUUUCUGGGAUAAACAAAUGUAGAUAUGUUUGCCACUUGAGCUCUGGCUAUAAGCUCUGGACAUGCUGGCUAUAAGGGAACAGACUGGAGACAGUGGAUGGCUUGUGAAAAAACAUCCUUUUCACAUUUCUGUUUUCUUUUUAUAUAUAUAUAGAUAUAUGUGUGUAAUAUGAUUCCUUGUUUUUGUUUUUCCUGUGGUUAUGGUCACUGCUGUGCCACAGCUUCAGUCCUCAUCUGACAACAAAAAAAAUGCAUUUCUUAAAUUCGUUAUAGUGUGGAAAUAAAACCAAGUGAGAGGUUGUGUCUUGCACAGGCAAAUUGUGACUUUCAUUGAAUGUGUUGUCCAGUGCUUAUUGGAACACUGCAGUGAUGUUACGAAUGACUUGCGCAUAAAUGUUUUUUUUUUUUUUCGGUUUUCAUAGGUGUCGGCGCCUUAUGUCACAGAUGUGUAGUGAUCCCGAGUUUCAUCUUGUGAAAUUUAUCACAUGUGCAGUGUAUUGUGCUUUCUGAUCCUUGGAGAAUUGCAUUUAGUAGUUCUUCUGUCGUGUUAUACAGUGGCUUGUAUGCCUAGUGUGAGGCUUUAAAGGGGUCCUGAACCACCCCUCGUGCUUGAUGAAAAAACAGCCCGCGGAUUGCAUACGCUGCUGUGAACAUAUCAGCCAAGUUUUGCAAUCAUGCGCAGCACCUGCAGGUCGGAAGCAGAGCGUGAAGUCGCCUUUCUCUCAAACGCUCCCAUUUCAGCACACGCCUACUCCUCGCUCUCUUCUGGACGCUUCAUUUUGUCAUAUAGCGGAUUCUCGUACAUGGCUGCUAUUGGCCAAUAGCUGACGUCAAUCAGAAAGGGUGUUUGGAACAGUGAGCUUCUUCCUACUGUUACUGCGUAUAUUUAUUGCCGAAGUACAAUAAACAGGUUGAAGUAAGUGAAAUGUGGUUUCAAAUUUCGAUAAUUACGUACUUCCGCAAGAAGCCGACUAUCGUCUGCUCAUGCUGGGCUGCGGCAGCCCGCAUAGGAAAUAACUUUUGGCCACCCUGCACAUUGGUGUCACAGCCAUUGGGUCUCGCCAAUUUCGACUAGUUUUGAACGCUCAACUAACUUAUAUCCGCGCGAAACUUACGGUCAGACCAUACUCGCGCUUGCCAGUGUGCGCUCGCUCGUCGCCGCUCCGGGUUGGCAGACUAACUGAUAGCGCUUCAAAAAUGCGCAAGUUGGAUGUGGUUGCUAUCUGUCAGUCAAGCACCAUGUAGCAUGGUCAGACUGCUGCAUAUGAGGACGAGCAUGCACUCAAGCCUUGCCAUGCACAAAGCAAAUGCUGCGCAUACGCACUACGGUUGCAUGUAGCUGCGAUCUGCUACGUAACGUUGAUACCGUGGCCGUCGUGGGGUGCUGCGACGACUCCACUUGCUAAGCGCACUGCAGUUUGCUUACGGCUUACGGUUGGUGCGCCGUAGGCAACAAAAUCAUUAAUAGCGGCGUCUACGUUAACAUCCAGAAUCAAACUUUGACUGCGCGUCACAGUGACGUUCAGUAGACGGAGUGUUGUGGGCACACCCCGCUCCUCCGUAGCAUUCGCAGUGCAAGGCAUUGAAGGAGCGGAAGCACCGCGAAAACCCUAUUUGAUUGCCAAUAACUCCGCUUCUGCCGAACGCAUUGAAGUACUUUUUGCAGUAUUUCUUAAAUAGCCUAUUUUAACUUCAAAUGCAUUUCUCCACUUCGAUAAAAAGUGGUUCAGGGCCCCUUUAAUGGCAAGUGAACAAUCUCGUCUUAGUGCUUUUUUAGGAAAUUCCGAAGUUGUGCAUUUUUUAUGCAUGCAUGCUGUCAUGCUUUCACAUGCUGCUGGUUUGUGGCAGUCAACUAAGUGCCACGAUUCAUAUUUUGUAUGUUUGCUUAUCACUGUGCAUUAAGAUGAAGUCUUGGUUAAGUGCAAGUACUUUAUUAAAGCCACUCGGUCGUUCUCAAUGUUGAACCACCUAAUGGUGUUGAUGGUUAAAUUUUGGCUGGAAGCAACCAAGUAUGUAGAAGCAAAGCAAUAAGCUAUAAAUUGUGCAGUUGCUGUAUGCUUAGGGUUGAAUUUGUGUAUUUUAUGUAUGUGUUGAUAAGGUGCAUUCCUCGGCAAUUUGUGUUAUUCGAGACGGUAUACUGCGCUUUGGGUUAUCCUUUCUUGCGCUUGUGUUGAUUUCUACAGAAACACGGCCCUGGUUUAUCACCAUGCUGAUAAUGUGUUUCCAUGAGCGAGUGAGGCCAAGCACCUUAUAGCAUUUCUCAAUUCUUGCCCAGAACGCAUGAUAAUGUCACUGGUAGCAGUGCCUGUGAUAACGCUUCUGCUCCUAAAGAUAAGGUGUGGUCUAGUCAGAAAAACAAAAGGGUUGUAGUGACUUCGACACCUUUGUGCAAAUACAUGCACUUCCCUUCUCUUCUUUAUGUCCUCUGUUGAGAUUAUCUACAUCUGCAUGCUUUUUGUAAGUGUGCUAUAUAAAGCAUGAACACUUAAGGUAUGAGGAAACUUAAAGUUCCCAUUUGUCUGGUUUUUCUUUUUCGUCCUUUUUUUUUAAAGGGGUAAUAUAACGUUCGUCAACUGCUGCUUUAGCUGCAGAUAGAAGUGCGAUCCUCUUAAGGCCAACCUCUAUGAAGUGAAAAAGCAACGAAUUUUCAGCAUCUGUUGCCCAGUGUCUAAGAACUGGCUGUUUGCCGUCAAUCUACUCUCUCCAGAUAUUCGCCACUCAGCUAAGGCCGCCACCGGAAGUGGCCGCGUGUGUGGUGGAGAGUGCAAGCCAACGAGAUCGUCGCAGAGCCGUUGCUUUCCGUCAGUCGCCCAAGUCUCGUUCGUCUGGUCACAAUGACUCCUCGCGGGCUGCGACGGUGGCACGGUUGGCAGCGUUCGCCCACUCUUGCUUCCAUAGAGUGUGGGGUGUCAAAUGGCGCAUUGAGCAAAAAACCCGGCGUUUGUCAUCUCGACAAGCGAAAAACGGCACCUGAAUUCCCAUUGGCUACGAUGCCACGUCACGAGCGUGCCUCGACAGAGCAGAGCGGGCGAAAAAAGACACGUGCUGACGUAGCAGUGCGCCAGGUGUUGCGUGAGGGAAGAGGGCAUCGCCGCGACGCCACAUCACUCUCGCUCUCAGAAGCCUGUGUUAUCCACGCAUUCCUUGUCCGCGCAAGCUCUCGCUUGCGUUCUAACUGCCUUGGUAAGGCCCAAUCAAGACGCGCCAAGCCAACGCCUGAUAGAUAGCAGACCUGUGCACUCUGCUUUAUGACGUCGUGCUGUUUUUUUUCCCCUAAAGCAGGAAGGUAUCUUAUACAAAUCUCUUUGCACAAGCUGCAAGCUGGCCUCACAUGCAGAGUGAGGUGGAAUUGCCACGCCAAGUGGUAAUGAAAAAGAGACCUCUAUGAUUCCGGCAGUUAAGGUGACGUGGUGUCAUGUCACGUUAUUUUGUUCAUACUCAUGUAAUCUGUUCAACCAUUAAAAUUAUUAGUGAGAGCUAAUCAUGCUUUACACACCCUCUUGCUACGAAAGACUGGGAUCCUUCAGCAUGUUACCAUCGCGAAGAAAGCGACGUGGCACCAUUUCCCACCACCAUUGCUGCUGCCACAGUGUGCACCACCUCCGAAAAAGAGAGGCUCAUUCUGGCCUUGUCAGUGCGCCGCAAUUGAGUGUCCUCUUGUGUCUGGCUGCUUGUGCAGUCAACUUGUUGCGUGUGGUCAACAACUAGAGCUUGUGAGCAAGAACUGCACUUCCUGGAUUUAGUAGCUGUGUGCUUUGUGUUGAAGGCUGCACAUCAUGGAGUAAGACACAAGAUUGUCAACUCUGCUGUCUCGCGGUGCACUUGGUAAACUACCCAGACUAUGGGACAGAAUGCACCUAGCUUGCUAUCUUCCUUAAUUCAUCUACCCUGAUUCAUUGGACUUUUGUGAUGCACUUGUCUUCCUCCCUUACCCUCUAUAAUAGCCGUUAGCACUACAUUUGUGCCUCACCAUGUGGCCGUUUCAUAAAUUCAAGGAUAAAGGUUGCCUAGAACAUUGCACCAGCAAGGUAGCGCUCUUGUCAUCGUGUGUGGUGCAGCACAUGCACUGGCAUGCUCUCACCAGGAACCUGAUUUGAGCCCGUCAAUAGCAUCAGCACAUUGUCUAGGGAGUUGACACUCUUGAGCAUUUUACUCCAAGUUGCAUGCAUGACAUUGAAGUCUUUGUUCCCACAUUUGCUUUCCAUCUUGCUUUAGCUUUCAUAACUUGUUCCACAUUCCCAGAUGUAAAAGGCAGCAAGGAAAUUUUGUGUUUCGGCAUCUGAAAUUUCCAUGCAUUUUGGCGCCAAUUGGCGUUUCUGUAAGACCAGGAAAUUCUCAUGAAGGUAGUGAUUUCUUCUGCAAACUGGAUGUUUUAACAGAGGCAGUUGCAUCGUCACAUUGAGAGAAUUUUGACUGCGAGACAGAGUCAUUGGGCAUUCUUGUGUAAUGACGAAAAUUUUGCUGCCAUUUCCAACUGGGCUGCUUGUAUGUUUUGUUCGCCUUCCCUUUGUAAAGCAUCUUGGUGAGAAGUUACUGAGUGAAAGCUGCCAUGUCUGGUGACAUUCAUCCCAAGUUAUUUUUAAUUGCGAGCUGAUGAAACCACACGAUAUGGCAGCUGAGAAAUCUGUACCUGAACCUGUAAGCUUGACUGCAUGACUAGAUUAACAUACGGCUGUGUGAAUGUACCACUUCUUGUGUACAAGCUAUUCAACCUUGUUGCUGCUUUCUGGCCAAAUAAAUGCAUAGCUGAAAAGAA